CCCUAGUAAGCUUAUACCAAAAUCCACGACUUUCUAAUAGAUAAGAACAAAAGGCUUAUAAAUUAGCCAUAAUUUACUGAAGUUAUAGGAAAAAUAAGAAGAAGAGGUGAAUGUUGGAGGACGUGUUGUGACGCGUUAUUAAGUGGGGUGUACCAUGAUUUCUGACACCCCACUGUACUAUAAGCUUGCCUAUCAUCUAUGACGCCUCCGCGAGACCCACGCUCCGCGGGACAGAUUCCGGUACAAGCCCAAUCGAAUUGGCAAGGCGUGACCAAAUAUGACCGGGAAGCUGACUCCUGCACCUCGUCGUCGGGCCAGCGUAUCUGUACCGCAAGCAGAAAUCCGAUCCACGGCUACGCCACGAUGCCAUGCCCAUGCGAUAUGUUUGCGAUGCAUCAAGGAUUUAUUCCAUUUGUUUGUUGUUGUUGAUGCCGCUCGGCGAGAUGGCGAGCUUCCAAGGAAAGAAACUAGGGUCGGGUCUGCUGCAUUGGUGGCACUUGGGGCGACAAUGCUCUUCGCCUUGUCUUCGUCAGGGAUGGGUCCCGGGCGUCCAGUCCGGUGCCGAUCCUUGCUUUUUCGGCUUACCCAGUUUGGGAUCUUGCUUGUUCAUCUGUUCGUCGAGUCUCAGCCGAACCGAGGGGUCAUGUACUGUAUGUCGUACCGUAUGUGCGAACACUACGGCCCACCCGUACGAAGUAUGCAGUCCCACCAUUCUUUCCGUCGUGAGGCCCGCAACGCCAUAAAGUGCUUGCGCCUCCCUUGUGUCUUCGUCGAGA
This is a messenger RNA of Colletotrichum navitas, 776 nucleotides long. RefSeq lists its product as uncharacterized. The transcript has 2 exons. NCBI's taxonomy places the organism in Eukaryota, Fungi, Ascomycota, Sordariomycetes, Glomerellales, Glomerellaceae. The coding region runs from base 369 to 743 and encodes 124 amino acids. The record is from RefSeq and is a predicted model, not a curated record.